AUGGCUGCGUGGCCCGGCCCGCUCUGGCUGCUGGGCCUGGCGCUGUGCUCCCUGAGCGCCGGCGGCCCCUGCCCGCGGCCCGCACCUUGUUGCCCGCAGCGUCGCCUGGGCGCCCGCGAGCGGCGCGACAUGCAGCGCGAGAUCCUGGCGGUGUUGGGGUUGCCCGGGCGUCCCCGGCCCCGCGAACCGCCUGCCGCCGCCCGGCUGCCAGCGUCUGCCCCGCUCUUCAUGCUGGACCUCUACCACGCCAUGGCUGACGACGACGACGACGGCGGGCGCCCGGAGCGGGGCCUCGGCCGAGCUGAUCUGGUCAUGAGCUUCGUCAACAUGGUGGAGCGUGACCACACCCUGGCCCAUCAGGAGCCCCACUGGAAGGAGUUCCGCUUUGACCUGACCCAGAUCCCAGCAGGGGAGGCGGUCACAGCCGCUGAAUUCCGUAUUUAUAAGGUGCCAAGCACCCACCAGCUCAACAGGACCCUCCACAUCAGCAUGUUUGAGGUGGUCAAGGAGCAGGCCAACAGGUACCUUCUUCUGGCCCCUGCAGCUGCCCCUCCCUUGUGGUCAAGACCCAGCCCUGGGGAGGGGGGCUGGCUGGUGUUGGACAUCACAGCAGCCAGUGACCGCUGGUUGUUGACCCGUAACAAGGACCUGGGACUCCGCCUCUAUGUGGAAACGGAGGAUGGACACAGUGUGGACCCUGGACUGGCUGGUCUGCUAGGGUCGAGGGAUGACAUCCACGGCUCCAACAGGCGGCAGGUGUGCCGACGGCAUGAGCUCUAUGUCAGCUUCCAGGACCUCGGCUGGCUGGACUGGGUCAUCGCCCCCCGAGGCUACUCGGCCUAUUACUGUGAGGGGGAGUGCUCCUUCCCGCUGGACGCCUGCAUGAACGCCACCAACCAUGCCAUCCUGCAGUCUCUGGUCAGUGUCCCCGGGGAGAGCAUGAGGGGAGGGGGCUCAGAGGGACGAGAGCAGCUGCUCCGUGUCUCAGGGAGUUUUCUUUACUAA
Molecule: messenger RNA, 1005 nt
Organism: Chrysochloris asiatica (Cape golden mole)
Lineage: Eukaryota; Metazoa; Chordata; Mammalia; Afrosoricida; Chrysochloridae
Gene: BMP8B
Product: bone morphogenetic protein 8b
Exons: 7
Coding region: 1-1005 (334 amino acids)
Biological process (GO): SMAD protein signal transduction
Cellular component (GO): extracellular region
Molecular function (GO): cytokine activity; growth factor activity
Source: RefSeq, a predicted model, not a curated record